CAUGGUAAUUCUAAGACUUGUUCUUUACCCAUGGAAUGUAAUAUUUUUGCAAAGAUGGACCACUUCACAAAUGGUUAUAAAGUCAUACCCACUUCUUCCACAAUGACCACAACAAAUGACCAAGCAUGAACUAAAGCGCCAGAACUGAUUGUGGCGGGACAUCUUUCACUGAGAAAUAACUAAAAUGGAACAUAAUGGGUCAGCUUCAAAUGCUGAUAAAAUCCACCAGAAUCGCCUGUCAAGCGUUACAGAAGAUGAAGAUCAAGACGCUGCUCUCACCAUUGUGACCGUGCUGGACAAAGUAGCCACCAUCGUGGACAGCGUGCAGGCGAGCCAGAAGAGACUAGAGGAAAGACACAGGGAAAUGGGAAAUGCCAUAAAGUCCGUCCAGAUUGACCUGUUGAAGCUUUCACAGUCACACAGCAAUACAGUCUAUGUCAUUAACAAGUUGUUUGAGAAAACGCGAAAAGUCAGUGCUCACAUUAAAGACGUGAAGGCCCGGGUAGAGAGGCAACAAAUUCACGUGAAAAAAGUUGAAUCCAAGCAAGAGGAAAUAAUGAAGAAGAACAAAUUCCGUGUGGUAAUAUUCCAGGAGGAGACUCGGUGUCCGACAUCCCUGUCUAUUGUUAAAGACAGAAGCCUAACUGAGAAUCAGGAGACCGAUGAUGAUGUCUUUGACCCUCCAAUAGAUCUGUCUUCAGAUGAAGAAUAUUAUGUCGAAGAAAGCAGAUCUGCCAGGCUUAGAAAGUCAGGCAGGGAGCGCAUUGAUAAUAUCAAAAAGGCAUUUUCCAAAGAAAACAUGCAGAAGACACGGCAGAAUUUUGACAAGAAAGUGAACAGAAUUAGAACAAGAAUAGUGACCCCAGAGAGGAGAGAAAGGCUAAGGCAGUCGGGAGAAAGGUUAAGGCAGUCGGGAGAGAGGCUGAAACAGUCAGGGGAAAGGUUUAAGAAAUCCAUUUCUAACGCAGCUCCCUCAAGGGAAGCUUUUAAGAUGCGUAGCCUUCGGAAAGCUAAAGACCAAACUAUGGCUGAAGAUGCGGAGGAGGUCAGGGAGAUGGGUGUGGACAUCAUUGCCAGGAGCGAGUCUCUGGGCCCCAUCAGUGAGCUCUACACUGAUGAGCUCAGUGAAACAGACCACAGGGAGGCCAGGGCGGUGUAUCCUCCCAUAGAAGGAGGAGAGAUCCCCACCCCUGAGCCUUUAAAAGUUACUUUUAAACCCCAGGUGAAAGUGGAGGAUGAUGAAUCUGUUUUGCUAGAUUUAAAGCAAUAAUCAUAAAGAGGAACUAAGCAUAAUAUAAGUAUAAAUCUCUUAAAUCACAAGCUUCUUGUUUAGUCAUUUACAUUUAUAAAAUAGUUAUUUACAUUUGUUCGUAGGAAAACAUGAAUGAUAUGGCUGGUUUCAUUUCUGAUGUUUAAAAUCUUAAAGAUAACACAAGUAUUCUAUACAUUUCCUUAUAACUUCCUUGGAAAUUCCUUUUUCUCCCCUGGGCUUAUAUGAUUCUAUCAGCUUUCUAAGUCAUUCUUAUGGCAGCUGUGGAUUUUUAAGUUCUUUUCUCUUGCCCAGCAGGAAAGCAGUUUCUUAGGGAGGGCCAGUUAGGUGUUUGGUGUCUAAAACAUAUGAAGGGCAAAUUUGUAGCCAUCAUUUGCAAGUGAACUCUCAAAUUUGGUCUAGAUGGGUGUUGUGGCCAAGCUCAAAGGGGAAUUACCCAUGUGUGGAUUAUGUCAUCCAUAUGUUCAAAUAGAUUAGUCAAUUCAUUAGUCAAAUAGAUUCAUUAGGUGUAGUCACACAUCUUUUUGAUGCUUUUGUGUAAAAAAUAGGAAGUUCUGCACUUGAGCAUUUGGUUCUGGCAUUAUAGCUUUGCUUAUACCAAGCCACUUGGCAGAUCACCUGCUAGUAAACUCAUCAGUAAAAUGGAGAGGGUUUAUCUAUCCCAUCUCGGAGGACUGUUGUGAAGGCCAAAGGAAAUGUUACACAUUCUGGGGAAACAGCACAUCCAGAGGAAAACAAACCCCACUGGUUCCUCAGGAACAGAAUUGAAAUAAUUAUACCUUCUGAAAAAGACUUGAGCGCCAAGCAUUGAAGACCUAGGUUGGACAGAAGCUAAAGUUGGUCUUCAGAAGCCUUUUCACAGAAUAAGGAAUGAGAAAUAAAUGUUCGACAUUUUUUUUUGUCAAAGAUUAAAAUCCAACCUUGGGUAGGGUC
Molecule: messenger RNA, 2203 nt
Organism: Zalophus californianus (California sea lion)
Lineage: Eukaryota; Metazoa; Chordata; Mammalia; Carnivora; Otariidae
Gene: CAVIN4
Product: caveolae associated protein 4
Exons: 3
Coding region: 185-1270 (361 amino acids)
Biological process (GO): regulation of gene expression
Cellular component (GO): caveola; cytoplasm
Source: RefSeq, a predicted model, not a curated record